UCCUCCCCCUACGUUUUACGUCUGUCGGUCAUUGUUCAGCUUGAGCUAGCUUGCUAAUGUGCUAGUGAGAAGCUAGCUAAGACUACAAAGACUUGUUAACUUUUCAUUCAUGCAUAAAAGAUAGUUGGAAGUUCCAACGGAUAUUUGAUCAUUUAGAAACUCAACAAUGAGCAAGAGGAAAGCGCCGCAGGAAUCCCUCAAUGAGGGAAUAACAGACUUUCUUGUCGAGCUGGCCAAUUAUGAGAAGAAUGUCAACAGGGCAAUUCACAAGUACAAUGCUUACAGGAAAGCAGCAUCUACCAUUUCCAAGUACCCUAACAAGAUUAAAAAUGGUGAAGAGGCCAAGAAACUGGAUGGCGUUGGAGCUAAAAUAGCUGAAAAGAUUGAUGAGUUCUUACAAACCGGCAAGCUACGGAAGCUGGAAAAAAUUCGAAAUGAUGACACCAGCUCUUCAAUCAAUUUCCUCACUAGAGUCACUGGAAUUGGCCCUGCUGCUGCCAGGAAGUUUUUUGAAGAAGGGGUGAAGACAUUAGAAGAUUUGAAAAAGAUUGAGCACAAGCUAAACCAUCAUCAACAGAUUGGACUCAGGUAUUUUGAGGAAUUUGAGAAAAGGAUUCCACGAGCUGAAAUGGAACAGAUGGAGACUCUUAUUAUUGAAGAGUUGAAGAAGAUCGAUACAGACUAUAUUGGAACAAUCUGUGGAAGUUACAGGAGAGGUGCAGCAUCCAGUGGUGAUAUUGAUAUUUUGCUGACCCACCCAAACUACACCUCUCAGACUGAGAAACAACCCAAACUCCUCCACGCCGUGGUCGACCAUUUGGAGUCCAUUGGGUUUGUGACCGACACUCUGUCCAAAGGAGACACCAAGUUCAUGGGAGUCUGCCAACUGCAACAGAGUGAUGAAGAUGAGGAGGAAUACCUUCACAGGCGUAUUGAUAUUAGGUUAAUUCCCAAGGACCAGUACUACUGUGGCGUGUUGUACUUCACUGGAAGUGAUAUCUUCAAUAAAAACAUGAGAACUCACGCUCUGGAGAAGGGCUUCACUCUUAAUGAGUACACCAUACGACCACUUGGGGUCACUGGUAUGGCUGGGGAGCCUCUGUUGGUGGAUAGCGAGAGAGACAUCUUUGAGUACAUCCAGUACAGGUACAGGGAGCCAAAGGACCGCAGCGAGUGAAGCACAUCACAGCUUUCAGUUACAUCAGCUUCACUCCAAACAAGACUUUAAGCAUGUUUACAAAUGUGUGUACUCGUGUGGCACUCAUUAAUAUACUAUUCGACUGUGUUAUUGGAAAAAAAAAAAACUAUGAAAGUAAUUUUAACUGUAGUUCUGGACAUUUUUUUCUGUCUUAAGUUAAACUAUUAUUAUGCUCGCCAUCUGUGACAUUUUAAACAUACAUAUGCACAGAAAUGAUCUCUGGUUCAUUUUUCCAUUGUCAAGUUUCUUUGUGAAGGUUUUGGGGCUCAUUUUUAAAAAGCUUUUAAAGUUUUUAAAUCAUGUUCAACAGUACAUUUUACCUCUCGCACUACUUUUUAAUUUAUAUACGACAAAACUAUGGCAUCCCUUUACCACAGUCUACAGACGAGCAGUGUUGAUGUGGCCUGGCUUCUGUUACAGUUACUCCCAUUAUGUUUGUUGCCAAUGUUUUGCAGAUGUUUUUCAGGAAAAUUGUUUUUCUUAACAAUGGCGCCCUUAAACACAAACAGCGUGAUGCAAAGGUGUGCUAAUGUGUUGAUGUUAAACAUUUUGACAACACAGCAGAAUAAACGUUUUCCUCCUUGACUGUGUAAAUUUAAAGUGUGUGACUUUUAAACCAGAAAUAUUUCUGAUCAAGUUUGGGCAAGUUAAUGAAUUUGUGGUUGUACUGUUGUUAAAUUCAAGUGGAUAACAAGGCUGAUGCAAACAGUGUCUAAGGUUGAAAGACUUGACAGUCUUUUUACGGCAGCUUCUGAUUAUGUACAUCCAAUUUGUGGACAAAAUCCUUAUCAUUUUCGGGAGACAAAUGAGAAUAUACAUUUUCCUUAGUUAUUGAUAAUGUGUGAAUAUGACUGUUAUGCUGGUAGUCUUGAUGAAUCUAUUGUAUUUGGUUUUGUGAAAAUGAUUGUGUGUGUUUGUUAGGUCAGAAAAUUACUGUAUCUUCAGGGAAGCCAUAAGGGAAUCGCUCUGAAAAGCAGCAGAUACAAUAACAAAGUCAGAUAACUGUGAAGGAAAUGCUACAGUAUAUUUUGGUGAUACAGAUUUCAAUCUGUAACAAAAAAUUUGAAUAUUAGGCUUAGGAAGUUCAUACAGUUAUGUAUGUGGAUGGUUGUGAAUAAAGAAUUUUAAUAAUGCUUUUUAA
Molecule: messenger RNA, 2339 nt
Organism: Thunnus maccoyii (southern bluefin tuna)
Lineage: Eukaryota; Metazoa; Chordata; Actinopteri; Scombriformes; Scombridae
Gene: polb
Product: polymerase (DNA directed), beta
Exons: 14
Coding region: 167-1177 (336 amino acids)
Biological process (GO): double-strand break repair via nonhomologous end joining
Cellular component (GO): nucleus
Molecular function (GO): DNA-directed DNA polymerase activity; DNA binding
Source: RefSeq, a predicted model, not a curated record